AAGAAGCCAUUAAAUUCUCAUCAACCCAAAACAUUGCUAAACCUCAAAACUAAACUACUUGAGCCAUCAUCAACAUGAACAAGCACCAUCAUUUCAUGAUCGUCUCUCUUCCGGCUCAAGGCCACAUCAACCCCACGCUUCAACUAGCAAAGAACCUCGCCCGUGCCGGUGCGCGAGUCACCUUUGCCACGACCACCGGAGGCCUUCGCCGCAUGCGCAACCGCCCAACCGUUGACGGCUUAUUCUUUGAAUCCUUUACCUACGAGGGCAACGACGACAACACGUCAAAAACCACCGUGGAUGACUACAUGGCUAGAUUUAAGCAAGCCGGUCCGGGAAAUCUCGCGAGGCUAUUGGACACGUGUUCUAGCCAGGGCCACCCUGUCACCUUCUUGGUUUACACUAUUAUGCUCCCUUGGGCUGCCGACGUGGCUCGCGCGAGCCACGUGCCAUCGGCUUUUCUAGUCAUUCAGUGCGCUGCUGCUUUUGCUAUUUAUCACCAUUUCUUUAACGCCAACAAUGGUGUUCAUAAAGAUGGUGUCACUGACAUUAAUGACCCCUCAUUUUCACUAAAGUUACCAGGAGUACCAUUGUUAUCUCACAGAGAGAUUCCAAGCUUUCUCAUACCAAGUGAUCAUCUCAAUUCACUCAUGACAGGUAUCUUGAGAGAUCAUAUGGAGGUCUUGGAAAAGGAUCCCAACUCUUUGGUGCUCAUCAACACUUUUGAAGCUUUAGAAGAAAAGCAACUGAAAAUCUUCCCCAAUAUGAAUAUCAUCCCCAUUGGCCCUUUGGUCCCAUCUGCUUUCUCUGAUGGGAAUGAUGCCACGGACACAUCUUUCGGUUGUGAUCUGUUUGGGAAAUCCAAGGACUAUCUAGCGUGGUUAGACUCAAAGGCAGAGCGUUCUGUGGUUUAUGUCUCAUUUGGGAGCAUUGCAGGGAUAAGCCGUGAGCAAAAGGAAGAAAUUUUGGAAGCAUUGAUGCAAAGCUCGCGGCCAUUCUUGUGGGUCAUCAGGUCAUGGGAGAGUGAAGGUGAAGAAGCAAAGGCCAUGAAGGAUAAGGGGGUAGAGGAACGAGGGCUAGUUGUGCCAUGGUGUACCCAAACAGAAGUGCUUUUCCACAAGUCCAUAGGGUGUUUUGUGACACACUGUGGGUGGAAUUCGACACUAGAAAGUCUGGUGGCUAGCAUGCCAAUUGUGGCAUGUCCACAAUUCUCCGACCAGUUGACGAAUGCUAAGCUAGUGGAGGAAGUAUGGGGAACAGGACUGAGGGCACAGGCCAAUGAGAAAAAGGUUGUGGAAAGGGAAGAGAUAAAAAGAUGUUUGGAGAUUGUAAUGGGAGGAGGAGAGAGAGGGGAGGAGAUAAGAAAGAAUGCCAAUAAGUGGGCAAGUUUAGCUGUUGAAGCUAUGAAGGAAGGUGGUUCUUCAAACUGCAAUCUAAAAAAGUUUUUGGAGGAUAUAUAAUGAAAUUUCAAAUGUUUUCCAUUAGAGUUCAUCAAUAAGAAAUAAUGAAAUUAAGAAUCCAAAAUAGUUUCUUGCAUUUUGUAUUGGAAUCUUAAUCUAUCAAAUCAACUGUGUUGCAAA
Ipomoea nil (Japanese morning glory) is the source of this 1580-nucleotide messenger RNA. Its product is annotated as crocetin glucosyltransferase, chloroplastic-like. The transcript has a single exon. Gene Ontology annotation, molecular function: UDP-glycosyltransferase activity. The record is from RefSeq and is a predicted model, not a curated record. Bases 75 to 1460 code for a protein of 461 amino acids. NCBI's taxonomy places the organism in Eukaryota, Viridiplantae, Streptophyta, Magnoliopsida, Solanales, Convolvulaceae.